Messenger RNA from Aspergillus pseudotamarii, 3426 nucleotides. RefSeq lists its product as uncharacterized. The coding region runs from base 223 to 3204 and encodes 993 amino acids. Lineage: Eukaryota; Fungi; Ascomycota; Eurotiomycetes; Eurotiales; Aspergillaceae. The transcript has a single exon. The record is from RefSeq and is a predicted model, not a curated record.
CUCCAGUCCAGGGCCCCGUCAUGACGUCAAAUCAGGCUAUACCAUUGGAUGUUAUUGAGCUCAGGAUUUUAUGGUUGCAUUCCUGGACCUCCGAACUUAAUUCGCAGACUGGCCAGGGCCGUCCCACGGGUCCGUUCCCGACUUCUCGCACUUCGGAUGACCUGCAUUCCUCGUGUCCUGUCUCCGAUUUUUAAGAUCUGAGACCCGAAUGUCGUGCAGAAAAUGCCCGAUCCCAAGUCCUCUGAUGCUGCCCGCAAUGGUAAGCUCAGCCAGCAGGGUCGUCGGUUGAAGCUCCCGGGCUGGUUGGACCACUUCAAUGCGCGCGACUUGAAGGUACUCUUUCGCUGCUGGGCUGCGGCCUGGGUGGCUUCGCUGCUGAUAUUCAUCGGUCCAGCCUUGCACCAGAUCGGCAUCGCGACCUUCUUCGCGGCUUUGGUGCUGUACAUUGUACCCCCAGCGGGAAUCCUCUUCGUCUAUUUGCUAGCCACGCUGUCGCUCCUCUUUGGCAUGUGUCUCGCGUGGGCAUGGGGGCUCCUCAGUAUGAAAGCCGCCUUAGCGGCACGACCAGACGCACAAACGAAGGCGAUGGUACAGGCGUUGCAACAGCAAGCGGUCGCGAUCGGUAAUCAGACAGGCACGAGUCCAGCCGCGGAGGCUAAAAUCCUCGUGUACGAUGGCUUCAUGCUCGAUGCCCGCGUCACCGUCAUCUUCUACGUGAUGAUCUGUGUUUUCAUUUAUUUCAUGUCUCGUGUCCGUGUCGCCAAUCCCAAGUUCGCCUUGGCGCAGAUCUUCGGCAUCAUCAUCGCGGACCUGUUUCUGCUCUUUGGGCCAAGUUUGCCAUCAUUCACCUCUUCCCUGCCGGAGGUCCUCAUUAAACCAGGCGCCAUCGGCAUCGGUUUGGGAUUUGCCUGCUGUUUGGUCUUCUUCCCGCAGUCGACAUCGUUUGUAGCCCUCACGCAAAUGCAGCAACUCGUCCGUCUGGGGGAAAUCCCACUGAAGUGCACCCGGCAAAGGUUUGCAGGCGAAGCCCUCGACCUGCAGCAGUUGACGGCCACCAAAGCGAAGAUCAUCGGAGCAUUCAAGGCCAUGCAACCAUCAUUGGCCUUCCUACCCCUUGACUUUUCCCGUGGCCGCUGGAGUUCAGACGACAUCAAAACGUUACAAGAGCCUCUGCGACAGGCUAUUCUAUCCACUGUGUCAUUGAUGGACUACCACAUUACCCUCCUAAGAGCCGACCGAAAGCUACAAGAAUUCCAGCCGCUCUCGAAACAGGGAUCUGAGAAGAGCGACAUGCAGGAAAAGCGAGUCCGCGAAGUCGGGCAGUAUCAGUUACAGGAGAGCGCAGAUCUGCUGCAAGCAUUGAACAGUCCCGAGCACGGGGCUUCUCGAGCCCGCACACGCGAGGCAUUGAGAAAGUCAACUACUGAACUGCUCGAACUGUGUUCGGAAACGAGUGAGCUCAUUGUGCAGUGCCUUCAUGGGGUCAAUUCUGGCCGAUGGCUUCGUCGAGCCGCAUCGCACAACCGCCUGAAUGAGCUUGUGACGAGAGCGGAUACCGUAUUGCAUACUCUACAGUCAACCCGAUCAUCAUGUGCGGCGGAGACCACUGAAGCGCUUCUCGACAGCCAUGCCGACUUGUUUGAUGAGAGUGGCCAGUUAAAAGCGUCCGAACACUUGGGGCCCCAUGCCCUCCGUGGAAUAAUACUGGGAAUGGUAAUGGAGGAACGCAUCCUCGGCACUGCAGAAGCUUUAGAACGACUCCUGGCCCAGGUCCAUCGGUUAAUGCAAGCGCGCACUAAGGAACGUAUCUGGAUUCCUUCGGGAUUGCGCUACGCUUUCAGCUGGCUGGUCAACCCGCGCCAAAAAGCGCCCGCAGAAGAUCUCGCCACAGCCCCUGCGACCGACCCUGACGAUGCUGAAGAGCAAGCCAAAGAGGCGCAUCGGCGUCUGAAGAUUAGCCGCGGCCACGGAAGGCCUAUCCGACGAGGCCUGUUGGUGAGAGCGCUCACUGGCUUUUUUCACUGGUUCACGAAUCCCGGCGGAAUGUAUGCACUGCGCAUGGUCAUCGUCACGAUCGCGGUCGCCAUACCUGCUUCUAUUCCACAUAGUGCUGGGUUCUACUACCGAGAAAAAGGUAUCUGGGCUCUGAUCACCGCCCAAACCACCUUGCUCGUGUACAUGGGCGAUUUUACCGUAUCGCUCGUCGGUCGUACGAUUGGUACCGUCGUCGGGGGUGUGAUGGGCAUGGUCGCCUGGUACAUUGGCGCCGGCAAUGGGCCGGGGAAUGCCUAUGGCCUGGCGGCAAUUACGGCGGCGAUGACCGCCAUCCUGAUGUGGUGGCGUCUGUUCCUGCCUCCAAUCCUCACCAUGGCGGCCAUUAUGGGCGGCGCCACCUUUAUUCUGGUUGUCGGCUUCAGUUACGAUGACACCCACACAUGGCAAUAUGGCCUACCGGGGCACGGGUAUGAAGCCUUUUGGAAGCGACUCGUCACCGUGCUGUUAGGCUUCGUCGCCGCAUUCAUCGUUCAGAUAUUUCCCCGUCCGCCCUCCGCAACACGACAUAUUUGUAAGACAUUAUCGAACACCAUCCGCACGCUGUCUGAUCACUAUGCUCUAUUACUAUCGCAUUGGGGCCGACCGGAAACCAACAGCCCCAUAGGUGCAGUCGCGGAGAAGAUCGCCGUCGAGGUCGCGGAAACCCUCCUCUCCAUCCAAGGUUCAAUCGGCCUCCUAAGAUUCGAAAUGACGCUUGGUCCGUUCCACCGAGAGGCACUGGCAAAAAUGCAUGGCCUCUGCCAGGACAUGAACCAAGCCCUGGGUCGAUUACUGAUCCUAUCCACCAGUCUCCCACAGCACCUCCAGGAACGGUUUGCCCAGAAUGUGGGCCUGCUGAACGAUCAUCACAUUGGUGAUAUUAUGGCGGUAUUGAGUGUGAUCGAACAGGCGCUGAAGUCAGGCCUUCCCCUGCCAGAACGCUUGCCAACGCCGCUGGUGAAGCGGUGUUUCGAGCAGUGGUAUGCACAGCACCGCGCUGCGGAGUUGAGUACGACGCUAGUGCGGGAUGAGAAUUAUCGUCGGUAUUGUGUGGCCAUCAGUUCGUAUUUGAAGUUCUUGUCUGCCGUCGAUGACAUGGUGUUGGUCCUGAAGGGUACUUUGGGAGAAUCGCAUUUGAUUGAGCGGCGGCAGGGUGAGGUGCCGGUUUAAAUGCUCCCAACCUGUCCUCGACAGACUAUCUUUAUGUAAAUGCUCUCGCAUUUCAGAGUUACGGCCUAGUAUGCAGCGAGUGGCACUAAGUCUACACUCAUAGCCAGCGAAUCCGCCUCUCAGGAUGUUAUACAUAAUAAGAAAUGGAGAGAUAUUUAUCAAUUUUCUUGAUCGAUACUCGAUUGUACUUAAAUGAUAUCAUGCCUGAACCUGAUCGAAAUU